This is a messenger RNA of Daldinia decipiens, 2092 nucleotides long. Its product is annotated as MFS general substrate transporter. Gene Ontology annotation, molecular function: transmembrane transporter activity. Gene Ontology annotation, cellular component: membrane. The record is from RefSeq and is a predicted model, not a curated record. Bases 190 to 1854 code for a protein of 554 amino acids. NCBI's taxonomy places the organism in Eukaryota, Fungi, Ascomycota, Sordariomycetes, Xylariales, Hypoxylaceae. The transcript is spliced from 5 exons. Gene Ontology annotation, biological process: transmembrane transport.
GCGUGCGGAGUAGAAACCACCAUUCUGGUAUAGAAUGAGAGAGCAUCCUGGUACUUCCCACUUACUCCUCAUUACCGGACCUGGCUCUCGGUAACACACAUUCACAUCAUAUGCUUCGCUUAUAUCACAAGCCAUCGUCAAGUCGCGGGCGACAAGAAAAUACCUUACGAUACCGCAAUACCCGUUAAGAUGAGUGUGACCAAAGCAUCAGCAGCAGAAGCCGAAUAUGCCACUCCGUCGCCGAAUCCCCAUCAAGAAGGGCACGAUGGCAAUGGCAGCAAAGACAUCGCAGCCUCGUUCCUCGCCAAAAAUGUUGCGGGCCAGAGGGUAUCUGUAACUCCUGCCGAGUCGGCGCGAGUCCUACGGCGCAUCGACACCGUCAUACUACCUAUCAUGCUGACAGUCUACUUCUUGCAAGGCCUCGACAAGACAACGCUCGCAUACGCUUCAGUAUUCGGGCUGAUUGAGGACACCAAACUUGUGGGCAACCAGUACAGUUGGCUGGGCAGCAUCGUAUACCUAGCGCAACUUGCCAUGCAGCCACCGCUGGCGUGGUUACUCGUGCGCCUACCUAUCGCCAAGUUCACGAGCGCUAUGGUGCUCCUAUGGGGUGUAUCUCUCACGUGCAUGGCAGCUGCGCAUAACUUUGGCGGCCUGCUAGCCACGCGUUUCUUCCUGGGCGUGUUUGAGGCGAGUGUUGCACCUAGCUUCGUUGCGAUCACGCAGAUGUGGUGGAGGAGACGAGAGCAGACUGUUAGAACUAGUUAUUGGUAUGCUAUGAAUGGAUUUACGAAUAUGUUCGGCAGUUUAAUCACCUACGGCCUGGGCCACAUAUCAUCGCAACUACAUUCCUACCAGAUCAUAUUCCUGUUUUUUGGAAUUAUCACGGUUGCAUUUAGCUUUGUCAUGUUGGCCUUUAUGCCAGACUCGCCGGUAGAAGCAAAGUUUUUAAGCGACGACGACAAGCUAAUAGCUGUUGAGCGGUUGCGCAUGAACCAAAUGGGAGUGGUAUCACGCGAGUGGAGAAACGAUCAUCUUAAGGAAGCUCUACUGGACCCUAAGUCGUGGCUCUGGUUCGCGCUGUUAUUCUCAAUCAGUAUUCCGUCCGGUGGGAUUUCAACAUUCGGACCGCUGAUCAUAAAGACUUUUGGAUUCGAUUCAUUCGGGACUAUCCUCUUCAACAUCCCUUUUGGGUUCGUACAGCUAGUCGCGACUGUUGGCGGGGCUUUCGUGGCUCAGAAAAUCAAGAUGAAGGGACCUGUUAUCGCCGCGCUUUGCCUACCCCCUAUAGCCGGCUGUGUGAUGCUUAUGGUACUUCCUAGAGAUGCUUCUCACCGAGCAUCCCUUUUAGUUGGAUACUAUCUCAUAUCUGUUUAUCCGGGAAUCACCCCGCUCAUUUACUCCUGGGCAUCGCAAAACACGGCUGGAGAUACGAAAAAGAAGUGUACCAAUGCCAUACUUCUCAUCGGCCAAUCUGUGGGAAAUGUGAUCGGUCCGAUGUUAUACACACAGACAGAAGCGCCAGGUUAUACCAAGGGCUUACGUUCGAACCUAGCGCUCUAUAUUGUAAUCAUCGUACUGGUUGGGAUAACCAGUUCAUACCUCAAGGUUCUCAAUGCGGCACAUGCUAAGAGACGGGUCGCUAUGGGUAAGAGUGCUGUUAUUGUUGAUACCAGCCUAGAUUCUGCAGAGGAGGUAGCAGCGCAACAAAUCCGCGAUGAUGCGGAUAAGAACGCUAAGAACGCCGAGGAAGGUGAUGUCGCUGCCGCUUCUACUGAAGUAGAAAGGCCUGGUGAGAGAGCAUUUGAGAACCUGACUGACCUCCAGAACGAGGAAUUUGUCUUUGUCUUCUAAGCUCCUAGGAGUAUUUUAAUACUUUGUUGAAGGGACAUUUAUGAUAUUCCGAGUAUUAGACACAAAAGUACGCCCAAGUUGAAUAAUUCUAUUAUUCCCUAGAUGGAAUUGGGAAAAUAUUAUAUAGUACAUUCUCGUAAAGUAGAUAAAUUUUCGUUUCUCGCUUGUACUAUAGUAUUAACAGGUAUAAGCUUAUAGAGCUUCCAAGAUUGCGACCAACCCUAUUUUUAUACCUACC